CGCCUUGCACUCUCGUCUCGGAUAGGGGAGGGUUACCACAGAAGGACUCGCCAGUUCUCACAGUCGGGAUACUUCAGAUCAUUCCAUUGUUUUGGUUUUGCUUAACUCAACACAAAGAGGUACCAUAUCAUAUAUCUACCUAGUUUUCAUAAAUUGCUCUGUACCCAUUUAUUUAUAUAUUGUUUGCUAUUUAUCCCAGUUUAGCAAGUGCAGAAAUGUCAAACACCGGUCCAUCUAGUAUCUUGUCCUACGAGACGCUCGUUCAUGCGGUAGCGGGGGCAGUGGGAGGCGUGACAGCAAUGAGCGUCUUCUUUCCUUUGGACACAGCCAGGCUUCGACUACAGGUUGAUGAAAAUCGAAAAUCGAAAUCAACCCCAGUCAUCCUGGCUGAGAUAGCAAAGGAGGAAGGCGUACUGUCUCUAUACAGGGGAUGGUUCCCAGUCAUCUCCAGUCUCUGCUGCUCCAACUUUGUCUACUUCUACACCUUCAACACUCUGAAGAAGCUGGCCAGUGCAGGCCCGGGGAGGCCAAGGCCAGCUACAGACCUGCUCAUGGGCGUUGUGUCAGGGGCAGUUAAUGUGAUCCUGACCACACCCAUGUGGGUGGUCAAUACGCGGCUGAAGCUACAGGGGGCGAAGUUCAGAAACGAGGACCUCCGGCAGACACACUACAAAGGAAUCUUCGAUGCCUUCUACCGAAUCGUAUCAGAAGAGGGCGUGGCCACCCUGUGGAACAGCAUGCUGCCAUCCCUCAUCCUGGUCUUCAACCCAGCUGUGCAGUUCAUGUUCUAUGAGGCCAUGAAGAGGAAGGCGGGCAAAGGGGGACGGGCGAUAACAUCGGCAGAAAUCUUUGUGAUUGGGGCCGUUGCCAAGGCUGUUGCUACCACGGGAACCUAUCCUCUGCAGACAGUGCAGGCCAUUCUCAGGUUUGGCCAGUAUAAGGGCGAUGGUAAGGGAGGAGCAUUUGCAAGUCUGCGAAGCAUAGUGGCUCUGCUGAUGGAUAGAAUGAAGAAACAUGGUUUCCUUGGCCUGUACAAAGGCCUGGAGGCCAAGCUGCUGCAGACGGUGCUAACGGCAGCCCUCAUGUUUGUGGUGUACGAGAAGAUCACCACAGCCACGUUUAAAGUGAUGCGCAUCAACAAGGCCAUGAAGCACUGAUGACCAUUACCCCUCUAUCCGCUUAAAUUGCUUCCCUGGGAUGUGCUUGCCAGUGGCGUAAAUAUCGACGGUGCAACCGGUGCACUGCACCGGGGCCCAGACGCCUUGAGGGACCCAUGGAGGAAGAAAAAAAAUAAUAAUCGCCUAGGACGGCAAAUGUCUAGGGGCCACCCUCUGGUGGCACCCACAAUUAAUUAACUAAAUUAUACGAUUACACCGUAGUAAGCAUUUUUAUUAAUGAAAUCUGUUGUGGUGAUGAGUUUGGGGUUGGAGAGCUGAUACAGUCUGCAGAUUAUCAUUCUUUAUCCAUAGCCAAUGAGAAAUGAGCUCUUGGGGUUGGCUUUUAAUAAAAUAGUCCCUUUUGUCUUGGGAUUAUUUUUUUACUAAUGUCAAUAUACUUUUAUUUAUUUAUUUA
Gadus macrocephalus (Pacific cod) is the source of this 1572-nucleotide messenger RNA. It is a transcript of the gene slc25a17l, whose product is annotated as solute carrier family 25 member 17-like. The transcript is spliced from 9 exons. NCBI's taxonomy places the organism in Eukaryota, Metazoa, Chordata, Actinopteri, Gadiformes, Gadidae. Gene Ontology annotation, cellular component: mitochondrial inner membrane; peroxisomal membrane. The record is from RefSeq and is a predicted model, not a curated record. Gene Ontology annotation, biological process: mitochondrial ADP transmembrane transport; mitochondrial ATP transmembrane transport. Gene Ontology annotation, molecular function: ATP:ADP antiporter activity; coenzyme A transmembrane transporter activity; FAD transmembrane transporter activity. Bases 216 to 1157 code for a protein of 313 amino acids.